AUGGUGACAACCAUAGUGGCCCUGAUUGGUGGAAAUAUGGGAUAUAAAUGUUGUAAAGGAAAAUUUAAAAAUACAAGAAAUAAGCAUAAUAUCAAUAAUAAAGGAAAUAGUGUUUGUAGACUGAAUGAUCAUCUGUUACAGCUUAUUGAAAGAGUGAUAAUACCCACUGUAUACACAGGUCAAGAAACAAUUUUUAAAAAAUGUAUUGAUCACAGUGAAUGCAAAGUCAAGCUCCAAUUUCUGACAAUAGAUUCGAAUUCUCAAGAGGGAAAUUAUAAAUCAGAAGUCAACAGUAAACCAAGGAAGGAAAGAACAGCUUUCACCAAAGAGCAAAUCAGAGAGUUAGAAGCUGAAUUUGCCCAUCACAACUACCUCACCAGGCUGCGGAGAUACGAGAUAGCAGUAAACUUGGAUCUUACUGAAAGACAGGUAAAAGUUUGGUUCCAGAACCGACGGAUGAAAUGGAAGCGGGUAAAAGGGGGGCAGCAAGGGGCCGCAGCACGGGAAAAGGAACUGGUGAACGUGAAAAAGGGCACACUGCUACCCUCAGAGCUUUCUGGCAUUGGUGCAGCCAGCCUCCAGCACACAGGGGACUCUCUAGCGAAUGAUGACAGCCACGACAGUGAUCACAGCUCUGAGCAUGCACACUUAUGAUAAAGCAUGAAAGAGUCACGGCUCCAUUCUCAGGAAAGAUAUGCUAACACAGCAAGCCUUACACAGACGUUAUUGACGUAUGCAAGCGACUCUGGCAAUAAAACAAAACUGGAUGUAUGGUUUCUGCUUCUCUUGGAGUCUUUUUUAGAUGAGUUCAGUAAGUGCCAUGCCUUAAAGGUGCCUUGUGAGCAGAAGCAAAACAAAAAAACAAACAACCCCCCCCACCCUAACUUGCUUUUGAACAUUCCAGUUUUAUUUGUCAUUUCAGUGGAAAUGGGCAGGUAUUUUUUGCUUUAGCUUGCACUGAAAAUGCCAUUGUUCUUAAUAGAUUUAAUAUUCUGUGGGGUGGGGGGAAACUUUAAAAGCCACAGUGCCAACAGAAACACUGUCUAGUGGAUGAGAAAUAUAUUUUAACUCUGUAUAUAUCUAUUUUACAGCAUUUUUUCACUCAUUUUUAGCAAUGCGAUCAUAUUAGCUGAUGGCAAUAGUCACUCAUGACAAUAAAUGGCUUUUUUCUUCUCUCUCUCUAUUUUUGUUUUGUUGCCCACAGAUAUGCAUGCAGACAAUUGAAUUUGGAGAGUGAACAAUGCGUGAGAGUCUGCUAGGGAAAGUCCUUAUACCACAGACAAAACAAAUCUUAUGUUGCAUUUACUAUCAACUUGCUGCUAAUAGGAAUUUAUUAAACCUUGCUCCUCAGAUCUUCUUAUUGUAUAAUAACAAAGUUGUUCUUCUGGGAUCAUACAAGAUCUACCAUUCAUAUUUUUUACAGUUUAUUACCAUGAACAUUUUACAUGUGUGUGACAUUUUGGCUCACUGCAGCUGUUGGCCACAUGCUGUGUAUUCCAGGGUAGCUCUGGUCAGCUUGGUAUAAUUGCCUCAAAGGAACUGAGUUGUGGAGAGUAGCUAGUGUUCAUAAACUAGACAUUUUUAUCUUCAGUACCAUCAUUCAGACCUCCUCAAUGCCACAAGGGAGAUUUGACUACCCCGGUAAUUGUCAAACAAAUUGAUUAAACAUAACUCUGUAUCAAAGUGCAAAGGUCAAGGCAUCCUUUCUUUUCCAAGCUUGU
Molecule: messenger RNA, 1721 nt
Organism: Gekko japonicus
Lineage: Eukaryota; Metazoa; Chordata; Lepidosauria; Squamata; Gekkonidae
Product: homeobox protein MOX-2-like
Exons: 3
Coding region: 1-654 (217 amino acids)
Biological process (GO): positive regulation of transcription by RNA polymerase II
Cellular component (GO): nucleus
Molecular function (GO): RNA polymerase II cis-regulatory region sequence-specific DNA binding; DNA-binding transcription factor activity, RNA polymerase II-specific
Source: RefSeq, a predicted model, not a curated record